Messenger RNA from Brenthis ino (lesser marbled fritillary), 1023 nucleotides. The record is from the annotation of a GenBank genome assembly. Lineage: Eukaryota; Metazoa; Arthropoda; Insecta; Lepidoptera; Nymphalidae.
AUGGCCAAAUGGGGAGAAGGGGACCCGCGAUGGAUCGUCGAAGAACGUCCUGAUGCAACAAAUGUUAAUAACUGGCAUUGGACCGAGAAAAAUGCCGGGCCAUGGUCAAAGGAUCGGUUGAAGGAAUUAUUGAAUAAUUUAAAAAUCGCCCAAAAUGGAAUAGAUUGUAAGGUUACUGAAGUGGAAAAAAUAGAUGGUGAAGCCACGGCUAAUAAUAGGAAAGGAAAAUUAAUAUUCUUCUAUGAAUGGGACAUUAAAUUGAAAUGGGAGGGAUUAUUGGCUGGUGGUAAAGACAAGGUUAAGGGAGAAGUGCACAUCCCUAAUUUAUCUGAAGAAAAUGAUGUCAGUGAAGUAGAUAUAACUGUCACCAUCAAAGGCACUGGAGAUGAAGCCCAGCGAGUUAAAGCCUUCAUGCAUAAUGUGGGUAAGGAUGAAAUCCGCAAACAACUAAAUGAAUACAUCAGAAGUUUAAAGGAAGAAUUCUCAAAAGGAUUAAUUUUACCCAAGAAGGGUGAGGCCCCUGUGAAACCUGACAAUGUUUCCACUAUCACAAGUGGUUUCAACAAGAAAAUAAACAUGGAGCCUGUAAUCUCCAAACAAAAUAAGCAAAUUGGAUGUAAAUUAGAGACAAAAACAAUUGAAUUGUCUGAAAGUUUUCAAUGCAGAGCCCAUGAAUUUUAUGAUGCCAUGACAAGAAUAGAGAUGGUUACUGCCUUCACUCAAGGACAUGUUAAAAUGGAAGCUGAAAAAGGUGGAAAAUUCUCCUUGUUCGGUGGAAAUGUGAGUGGUGAAUUUAGAGAAUUAGUACCUGGGAAAAAGAUAGUUCAAUAUUGGAGAUAUAAACAAUGGCCUGAACAGCACUUUUCUGAAGUCACUUUUAAUAUUGAGGAACAGGAGGACCACACUCUAGUUACGCUCAAACAAGAUUUGGUCCCAGCGACUGAAGUAGAACAAACCCGUGACAAUUGGAAACGUUAUUAUUUUGACAGCAUCAAGCGUGCAUUUGGCUUCGGUGCUUUCCUG